Schizophyllum commune H4-8 is the source of this 1713-nucleotide messenger RNA. RefSeq lists its product as uncharacterized. The transcript has 4 exons. The coding region runs from base 1 to 1713 and encodes 570 amino acids. Lineage: Eukaryota; Fungi; Basidiomycota; Agaricomycetes; Agaricales; Schizophyllaceae. The record is from RefSeq and is a predicted model, not a curated record.
AUGGCAGGCGACGAGGAGAUCCAAGUCGACAUCAGCGCUACGGCUGUCUGUCGUAUCCUGACCGUGUCGACGUCUCGCCGGCAGGCGACGGCUCUGGUUAACCUCGUCAAGUGCUUGGAUGAAGCUUCAAGUAGUGACGCUACGGCAUCUGAAGAGGAGCAGAUCCCCUGGACGAUCUCGAACAAGUACUACUUUGCGGACGUGCACUUCGCGCCACAUGCCAUCCAUGGAUUGAGCCCCCAUCGUGUGCAGAACGUACCUGCAGUCAUAUUUGCCUGGGCGCAUGGAGAGGCCUAUAAACAUCACAUCCAGCGACUCGCGAACGAUCUGGACGGGUACGAGCCCGAGGUCUGCCUCGCCGUCCGCCUCGAUCCAACGCAAGAUAUCAAGGACGAAGACCGCGCAGACGAGGAAGAUCUCCGCGAAGAGGAGAACGCGAUCGACGAGUUCCUCGCCUCGCACGGCUUCGAGUUCGUCGACGCGUCCGCGCGGUCGACACCCCGCGCGGAGGAGAGCACGGAGACCCACACCGAAGCCAUGUCCCAUGGAAUCCCUCGCCUCCCGCGCGUGGUCGACGCGCUGAGCACCAUCAUGUGGCCAUCCAUGCAGUCGCAGGCCCGCCCGCGCGCCACCCGCGGCCGGUCCGCCGAGCUCCUCGACUGGGCGCAGGACUCGCCGGACACGUCCAUCGCCCUCGACACGGACCACUCGCGCGCGGCCGUCGACGACAUCGUCGCGCGCUCGGGCUCGGGCCUCGCCGCGCAGGAGGGCCGCAUGCGCCGCGAAAUGGAGGCGCUGGAGCGCUGGCUCGAGAAGGACGACUUCGACUUCCACGACGACCCGUGGCGGUUCAGCGCGCGGGCGGGCGGGAGCAUGGUCUCCUCGCCCUUGUCGGAAGAGUCGCUCUCUGUGUUUGGGGCGCGGACGCCAAGCGCGGUGCAGACGCCGGGCGCGACUCAAUCUCCUGGCGGAUUUGACGACGACUUUACGGUCUUCGUGUCUGCGCCGCCGACAGAGGCGCACGUAAGCGACGUGCCCUUUAGCUCUGACGCCUCCUUGCAUGCCGAUACAUCCUUUACCUCCAACGCAUCCCUCGACCCCCACACCUCCUUCGACGCGCCCUUCUCCUUCGACCAGGCCCGCUCCCGCAGCAACAGCCUUGCGCCGCACGCGGGCCCGUUCUAUCACUCGCUGGGCUCCGUAUCCGACUUUGGCGACGAGCAGGCGCCAGGGCCACACGACAUCCUGCCCAGCGACGACGAGGACGAAGAUCUGCCUUCCCAGGCCGAGAUCCGCGAGGCCUCUGCACGUAUCUUCGGGGCACCGCACGCGUCCUCCUCGAACCCAGGCGCACCCUCGAGCACCGCGCCUCAUACCACCAGUGUACCUUCCGACCCACCCACAGCCGCCCUCUCAGACGACCAGGACGACCCCGACGACUACGAGAUGGCCCCCUUCGACCUGUCGCGUGUCAUGUCCGCGCUGCAGGGGAUGAAGGAGGAGAUCGCGGGCAUGGAGAACGAGGACGAGCGGCGGAAGGCGGCGGCGAAGGUCGCGCUCGGCUUGGUUUAUGGGCUGGAGGCGGAGAGAGGGGGACUGGACGAGGAGAGGAGUGGACUGGAGGCGGGGAGAGGUGGACUAGACGAGGAGAGAGGUGGACUGAAUGAGGCGAGGAGGGAAGAUGGGGCGCGAGUAGGCGGGGAGGAUGCGUAG